This is a messenger RNA of Macrosteles quadrilineatus (aster leafhopper), 5737 nucleotides long. Its product is annotated as protein fem-1 homolog B-like. Bases 310 to 2247 code for a protein of 645 amino acids. Gene Ontology annotation, molecular function: protein binding. The transcript has 14 exons. Lineage: Eukaryota; Metazoa; Arthropoda; Insecta; Hemiptera; Cicadellidae. The record is from RefSeq and is a predicted model, not a curated record.
CGAAGCAAAGCUAAGCUACCUUGUGGGCAGAGACAAACAACAAAGAGCUGUUGGGCUGUCUGCUGUGUGUGUUGCUGUUUGGAAAUUUUACAUAAUGUCUAGUUCCUUUGCGUGUUAUGCUCGAGCUCGGUAACUUAAUAGUUUACAAGAUAAUGUAGUUUUCUAGCUGGGAUUAGGCCUAUUGCUCUUGUGUGCAAUUGAUUAACUACAAUGUGUUUCUAAAUCUGUUCUGUUCAAAGGCCAUUGUUUUUCGGUGGAAGUGCUGUGAAAUUGAAUUAUUUACUGUUUUAUGCAUAGAAGUUACUCAAUAUGACUGAAAUAAGCCAGUCUCUGAAAAAUAGGGUUUACUACGCCGCACGUGAUGGGAUGGCUGUUACUUUGUGUGCUUUAUUGUCGGACAAAAGUGAGGACGUUGUUAAAGAAUUACUUAAUCAGGAAGUCAUAGACCCAGAAGGCCAGAGGUGCACUCCCCUGAUAGUAGCUGCCAGGAACGGACAUGAUAAAGUUGUCAAGGUGUACCUAUCAAAGUUCUCCCUCGAUAUUGAACAAGAGGGCUCAGUCAAGGUGGACAGCUAUGUCAUCGAGGGAGCCAGCGCUCUGUGGUGUGCCGCAGGAGCGGGUCACUUAAACGUAGUCAAAACUCUAGUGAAAGCCGGCGCAAAUGUGAACCAUGCAACCCUGACCAACUCCACCCCCUUAAGAGCUGCAUGUUUCGACGGACGACUGGACAUUGUGAAAUACCUGGUAGAACACGGCGCAGACAUCCACAUAGCGAACAAAUACAACAACACGUGUCUCAUGAUUGCUGCGUACAAAGGCCAUCUGGACGUGGUGAGUUUCCUGCUGGAGAAGGGAGCUCGGACGGACGAGAAGGCUCACUGUGGCGCUACGGCGAUGCACUUUGCGGCUGAGUGUGGACACUCUAGUAUAGUCAAGGAACUGUUGGACUACGGUGCUCAGAUGUCUAAGAAUGAGAUAGGAAUGACACCGCUUCUUGCUGCUGCUGAAAGGACGAGAGCUGACGUUGUACAGUACCUGGUGACUAGACCCGAGGUGACACUAGAGGAGAAGAUUGAUGCUCUUGAGUUAUUAGGAGCUUCCUACGCCAAUGACAAGGACCAUUACUGUCUCGUAUCAGCUUACCAGUUCCUACAUCAGACCAUGCAGCUCAGGUGGGGUGAUCCUGAGAAACCUAUCAUGAAACCUACAUUAGCUCCGAUUCCUGCCUAUCAAAACUGGAUUGAAUGCCAAAACCUAGAGGAACUGGAGCUCAUAAAAAACAACAGUAACGCCCUGCACAUGGAGUCUCUAGCCAUCAGGGAAAGGAUCCUAGGUCAACACAACCCCGAGGUGCCACACUCAGUGAUAUUCCGUGGAGCUGUGUUUGCCGACAACGCAAGGUUUGACAGAUGUAUACAGUUGUGGCUGCACGCGUUGUACUUGUGUCAACUCAACAAGGUUUCCGUAGUCAAGGAUCUGCUAAGGUUUGCUCAGGUGUUUUCUCAGAUGAUCCAUGUAGGCGUAGACCUCUGCUUCUCGCAUGUAGAAAGUGUGUUGGCAGCGGCUGUGUUAGAACUGGAGAGGAACAAAGAGAAACUGGCCAAUCCUGGACCUAAAGAUGACGUUGCUCAGAUCACGGAAGAAAUGGAGAGCAAUGUAAUCACAGCUCUGUACAUUCUGGUAAUUCUUACAAAGCUGAUGAAAACCUGUAAUGCCAAGGAGGAAUACAGAGUGCAUCAGUUGGUGUUCAGGCUCAACAAGCUUGGGGUUGCUUCAAGACACGGUCAAACUCUACUUCAUCUUUGUGUCAAUGCUGAGACACCAGUAGACAACUUUCACACAAAUGAUGUCUGCAAGUUCCCCUGCUCUGCCACUGCUAAGCUUCUCAUUCAGUGUGGGGCAGAUGUGAAUGCCAUGGAUAGAGACAGGAACACUCCCCUCCACAUCAUAGUGUGUUACCAGAAACCUAUUAGUGAUUUCCUGACCCUUCACUCGAUUAUAAUGGAGCUCACAGAAGCUGGAGCCCACAUGGAUUCUGUCAACACCAUGGGACAAACACCUUUCGAAGCUGCAACCACUGGUGUGGCUGAGAUCAUAUUGCGUACGCAGACACAGUUGAGUCUAAAGUGUCUGGCAGCCAAGUCUGUUCAGAUGCACAAGAUUCCGUAUGUAGGACAAGUCCCUCAGUCUCUAGAGAGCUUCAUAGAUCUCCACGGACCAGGAGAGACUCCUCCAGAAGAUUCAUGAGUCAGAGGGAGAAAGCAAUGGCUUGGGCCUGCAUUUGACUGAACUGUAAAUAUCUACAAGACAUAUUCAUCUCGACGAAAGAUGACUAAUGUUUACGUAAUAUAUUUUAAUAAACUAUUUUUGUGUACAAUUGGUGGUGCAUUUACUUCUGUAAGUUGUUUGUUAAACUAACAUGUCUAUAUUAGUAAUGUGUUGAAUUUUUUAAUAAUUACAAUACUGGAAAAGGCAAACUUUUGACGUCAUCAUCCUUGUAUUGUUGUUUGUCAAACAAAUUAUGUUCCUAUCUUUUUGUUUCAUCCUAGAUAGAUUUUAUUUUAAACUUCCAAUCUCUUUAAUACAUACACAAUUAAUAAACCAAAUGAUGUACUGUAUUUUGAAAAUUUUGAUUUAUUGUUAUAUUUCAAUGUGGCCUAAGAGGUUAGCUGUAAGAAAUUACCUCGAUAUUCUAAAUAGGCCUCAACAAAGAAGAAAUUUAAUUUGUCUAUUGAAAAAUGUGUUUCAGAGUUUUCUUCAGAUUUUACAUUAAACUUUCAUGUUUCAUGGGGUCAUGAACAGGUGAACUCUUACAAAACUAUUAUUAUCAACUCUGAAUACUCAUUACAAACAAUGUGUUGUGCAAUAUUAUUCUUAAAAACAUUAUCAUAUGGAUUUUGUGGAGGGGGAAAUCUUAGAAGGGGUGCCUAAUAGAAACCUAUAUUUUUUUCUACCUGAUGAGUGAAGAACACUGGCAUGGCAUUAUUGUAUGUUAAAUUGCAAUCAGUAAAUGUUUGAGUUGAAAUGCAGCCAUUUAGAACAGAAAUUCAACCCUUUUAGUGAAUUUCCAUACAGGGAAGUAACUAUUACCGCAAGUCUCAUGAUAAGACCUAAACCAUAGACAAAAGAAUGAAAUAUAGACUGACAGCAGUGCUGCGAUUUGCAUAUAUUCUGGUAAUAUAUCUUGGUCUUAGUAAUAACCUAAUCAGGCAAAUGGAAAUUCGCUUAAUGUGUAGAUUUGCUGCAGCGGGGGUAUUUGUUCUCUUAACAUAAGCACUUUACUUUAUUAAGGCAAUUAUUGCAGACAUUUUGAUGACAAUUUUGUUGUUUACUAACUCAAUAUUAGGAAAAAUAAACCCAAUCAAAGAAAUACACAUCUAACUCAAUUAAAAACAAUAUAUAACAAUAUAAACAAAUAAUUGUAAAACUCCUUAGUUGGGUUUUAAAUUUCUGUCAUAAUUUUUUUUCUUGUAAAUGCACCAUAUAUGUGGUGAAGUAAUUUGUGAAGCGUUUUAGAAUUGAAGUUUUUUAGUGACAUUGAAUAUUGUUACUCAUUAAGAGUACUUUAAAUAUUUUAAACGCUAAAGAGAAUGUAAUAGUUAUACAUCGAGUACAGUGUAACUUAAGAUCACUUUUGUGCAUAUAUUUAAAUAUUGAAUAUUGUACAUUUUGUAUAGGGUUGCUGAUAAGCUGUGAUUUUUAGGAAAUGUUGAAGAUCGUAAGAUGUAAAAACAUGUUAGUGGGAAGCUCAAAAUAGUUUCUUUGUAACGUCAGUUUUUAAGUAAUUAUUUUACUAGACCAGGGAUAUUCAAAUUGAAUUAUUGCUCUUACAAAAGAAAUUUUAAUGUUUGGGCAAGAGGUGUGCGAGUCUGAGAUUUUUGAUCGAGCUGAGCUUCGAAGCUACACAAUACAAAUCAGAGAGAUUUUGAUAGGCACAUUGCACUAUCAUUUAUGAAACAUAAGUUGUCUUGGAACUUGAAGUAUAUCCUCCUUUAUUACAAGGCCCUGGCGUUGGUGUGUAACAAAAACGUUGCCCUGGCCAACAAAUUGCCUUUGUAAUAAUAGUAAUGACAAAACAUGUUAUCAUAAAAAUUGUGCACAUGUUCCGUUAUGAAUUAGUUCAACAGCUGUGUCAGUAGGUAGAUUCUGCAGCAGUGCAACUUUUGUCUCACCGUGGCCUCGUACUACAGGUGGCUUAUUUGGGUUAAGCCGAGUUUUUCUGUACUUAUAGGUCAAAGAUAGGACCCAGAGAUUUUUUUUUUUUUUUUUUUUGCUUGGAUGCACUAUUUUGAGCUUCACAUUUGUUAAAGUGUGACUUUGCUGUUUGAAAAUGCUUGAUUCAAAUGGUUUAUGAAGUUAACUUUGUUUAGUCAAUAUGUGUGUUACUACUAAGCGUAAAAUGUGAUAUUGAGCUGAAAUUUUUAUUUGCUGCAUAAUUUUAGCAACAUCACAAAUAAAUUAUCCUAUCAGUGAAAGGUUUGAUCAAAUAAUCAUAACCUACCAAUGGAAUAUUAUUAUAAAAAAUAGACUUUUGAUUUGCAUUGUAAUCAAUUUAUUUACUUUUUUGUUUACUUUAGUUGAGCUGUGUCAAUUCAUACACACUUAUUAUGAUAAAGAUUAGAAUCUUCCUUUUUAUCUUGUAUAAGGUUGGUUUGCUCAUGUUAUUAUAAUGUGUUAAAUGGUUGACUUUUUAAGCUCUACUGUUCACUGUGCAAUUAUACUUUGAUAAGCAUUAUUUAUUUUGAUUGCAUAAUUUCAAUGAUGUAAUUUUGGAAAUCCAUCUUGUAUGUUUUGAUAGUAAUGGUAUUGAUUGUAGCUUGGCACAAAUGAGUAGUUGUACAAUAUGUUCUACUUUGUCUUACAACCAUUUCACACAUAUUUCAACCAAGUUUAAGAGCAUGCUACUAAUAUUGUACGGUUGGAUUGAAAUGGCACAUUAAAACGUAGCAUAAUGUUUUUUGCCCGUACAAUGUACACGGAAGCUUUGACUAUUAAUACAACUUCUGUAUCCAAUAGUCAAUGACGGAAGUAAAAAUGCUUAUAGUGGAAUAAUUCAGCAGGUUUACAUAUUGUUUUGCUGCUCCAGUUUUGCAUUUCAAAUUUAGAAUCAGCUUGUGAAUGUCAUUUGAUUUACAUAUUUGUACUUGCAAUACUUUUGCCUGUCAAAGACACAUUUUAUAAUAAUGUAGAAAAUAUAAAAUACAAAAAGUGUUGAACCAUUAUAGAUAUCAUUUAGAUUGUUUCUAAUUGGUCCAACUGAUUUAAUCAAAAGAAGUUUCUAGCUAUUCUAAAGCAAACAUAAAAAUGCAAGUUACUUCAAAAGGGCUUUUGUAAUUUUUAACCUGUUUAAAUUAUCUAUAAAAUUAUCUUGAUCUUUAUCUUAUCUUUUUAACAUCAUUUUUAACAAACGGUUGCCUUUCUAUUUUGUUUUUAAAGAAACUGUAAAAAGUGUGUACACUUACGUUAAAAGUAUCAAUUUGUUAAAUCUUCUCUUUAAUUUAUGGACAAUGUAAUAGCAGUUUCUGGCUUUUACCAACAACACUGUCACGUAAGGCUAGCACAAAUGUGUGUGUGGUUUAUAAUUUAUUUUCAAAUGUGUUUUAUAUUUUUUCAUGCUGUGUGAUAACGUGAUAGAGAUAUGCUUUAUGGUUAUAUAUUUUAUAAGCAAUUCUGUAGAUAUUAUUUGUUGAUGUAUCACCAUUGAUGAUCAAACAUAAUAAAUUUGCCAUACAGUUGA